Molecule: messenger RNA, 1156 nt
Organism: Aedes aegypti (yellow fever mosquito)
Lineage: Eukaryota; Metazoa; Arthropoda; Insecta; Diptera; Culicidae
Product: methionine aminopeptidase 1D, mitochondrial
Exons: 4
Coding region: 139-1080 (313 amino acids)
Biological process (GO): proteolysis
Molecular function (GO): metalloaminopeptidase activity
Source: RefSeq, a predicted model, not a curated record
AUCAGCUGUUUGAUAAUCGUCUUCGCAGAAAAUAUUCAGUCCGCCAGAUGGUUUUGUUUGUGUAACCGGUAUUUGUGAAUGCUAUUUCAAUAAGUAUAAUAUGUCGAAUAAGUGUCUAUUUUUGCUAAUAAAUCAAUCAUGAAACUGCUAAAAACGUGCUCUUAUGUCUGGCAUCUCGGAAGCCAUCGUAAUUUCUUCGGCCGGAGAAAGUACGACUUGGGAAAAUGCAAUCUUGUAGAACCAGGUAAGGUGUCUCCGGAACGGCCCGUGCCAAAGCAUAUCAAUAAACCUAGCUACUACUUCGUUCGGAAUUCGCCCAGCUCUGGCGAUGGACCGCCCGAGAUCAAAACCGAUUCGCAAAUCCAAAGCAUGCGAGACAGCUGCAAAUUGGCGGCGAACAUCCUGAAGAAGACAUGCGGUUUUGCAAAGGAAGGAAUUUCCACGGACGAGAUUGACGAGUUUGUCCAUAACGAGGUGAUACAAGCGAAUGCCUAUCCGUCCCCUCUACGCUACCUAGGGUUUCCUAAAUCGGUUUGCACAUCGGUGAAUAACGUCGCCUGCCAUGGAAUUCCCGACGACCGGAAGCUAAUGGAUGGUGAUAUUGUUAACAUCGACAUUACGCUGUUCUACAAUGGGUUCCACGGUGACUGUUCGCGAACGGUUUUGGUGGGAGACGUCGAUGAACGUGGCCGGUAUCUGGUAGAAUCUACUGAGGCCUGUCUGGCAGAAUCCAUUCUCUGUUGCGGUCCAGGGCAACCUCUAUACGUCAUCGGGAAGUCGAUAGCCCGGUUUGCCAAAUGGAAAAAGUUAACCGUUAUGCCUGCCUUCCUGGGACACGGAAUUGGAAGUUAUUUUCACGGGCCACCAGAUAUAUUCCACUUCGACAACGAUUUUCCAGGUGUGAUGCGGCCGGGAAUGACAUUCACCAUAGAACCGAUCCUUACUUUGGGGGUUAUGGACGCAGAGAUUCUUGAAGAUGAUUGGACCGCAGUGUCGGUAGAUAAUGCCAGAAGUGCGCAGUUCGAGCAUACCAUUCUAAUUACUGAGGACGGAUGCGAAGUGCUAACAGUGCCCGAUUGAUUUCAUCAGAUGUAGUUGUCUAUAAGCCUGAAAGUAUAUUGAAGCGUUUUCGAAUUUUUCUUGAAUUCAUGCGUAA